UGCAGCAUCUUAUCUUUGAAAGAAAAAACCUACAUAUCCAUAUACCGUGAAGUCUAAACAAUAAAUACCUACGCACCGUUAAAACAGUUCAAAACAAGCAAUGACAGUGUUACAUUCAAAAAAAUUUGUUUGUGUAAAAAAAAUCCAAUAUUAGCGAAAAAAAAUUUGCACAUAAAUUAAUAAAAGUUAAUUAACAAUGCGUCACGAAGAAACGUAUCGUCGUGUGACACGCGAAAAAUUGGUGGUUAGAGGUAAUACCACCAUACGUACUUUGGAUUCUACGACUUCUUAUUUACCAAUAUUGCCUGGCACAUCUUCAACUCCACCUUCUGGCCUAUCACAUGUAGCUCGUAUGAUGGAUUCCUUAAUAUUAGAUCAAUAUCCGCCAUUUGCGUUUACAAAAAUCACAACAACCCAUCGACCGGCCAGAACUGGUACUAUUAAGAAAAGUGAGACUACCAGAACUACGUCAAUUGGUGCAGCGGGAUCUUCAAAUCAAUCAUCGCCAUCAACUGCUCCAACUAACAACGCUGGUGUAAAGGUUAAAAAUCGUUUACCUACACAAGAAGUGCCACCGCAACCAAGAUCUGGUACAAAUCUUCCACCAGCCAGUAAUACUAUUAAUCCAUUAAAUCCGGGCCCUUGUAGUUCCAACGCCGCUACAUUUCCGACACAUAACGACAAUCGUUGGAUUUCUUCGCUAAGGCGCCGAGAUCCCGAAUUGCAGCCAACUCUGCCGUCAAUUAAUCUCAGCCACCAUGGGAGUUCUCAUAACGUUGCCAGCACUGGCAAUGGUGGCUUGGCUGACCGUUCAGAUAAAACCCGAAACUCGCGUAGCCUUAAAACUUCGACUAUGCCAAAUCGUAAAAGCCGGUCAGUUGAAAGAGUUCGGACGCGGAAAUUGGUGACUACACAAAUCAAAUUGAAAGAGAAAACUAAGAAAAAUUCGAUUGAUGAAAAUUCCAAUUCAGAUGAUCAAGAGGCCACUUCUCUGGAGGAAAAUUCCACAUCGUUAAGUACUCCGAAGAAUUCCCCGAAAACUACAACAAAAUCAAAAGUUUUUACACCAAUCGGUUAUGAACCACAUCUUGUGGAAACAUUAGACAAGGAUAUUCUCCAAAGAAAUCCAGGUGUUAAGUGGACCGAUGUAGCUGGACUUAACGAAGCUAAGACCAUACUGCAAGAAGCUGUGGUUUUACCAAUAAUAAUGCCUGAUUUCUUUAAAGGCAUACGUAGACCGUGGCGAGGUGUACUGAUGGUGGGACCGCCUGGUACCGGUAAAACUAUGCUGGCUAAAGCGGUAGCGACCGAAUGUGGCACAACGUUUUUUAAUGUGUCCUCUUCAACGCUAACUUCGAAAUAUCGUGGCGAAAGUGAAAAGUUGGUUCGUUUACUUUUCGAGAUGGCACGAUUUUAUGCACCAAGUACGAUUUUUAUAGAUGAAAUUGAUGCUUUGUGUUCUGCAAGACGCAGCGACUCCGAACAUGAAGCCAGCCGUCGCUUUAAGGCUGAGUUACUAAUACAAAUGGACGGGUUAAAUGCUACCAUGCAGGAGGACAAAGUCAUAAUGGUUCUGGCAGCCACCAAUCAUCCUUGGGAUAUCGAUGAAGCAUUUCGACGACGUUUUGAAAAACGCAUAUACAUAGCGCUUCCAAAUGAGGAAACCCGCUCAGCUUUACUUAAGCUUUGUUUAAAAGAUGUAAACCUUUCUUCCGCUUUGGAUACCAAUACUAUUGGUGAUCAAUUGAAAGGCUAUUCUGGCUUUGAUAUUAGCAAUGUAUGCCGCGAUGCUGCAAUGAUGCCAAUGCGACGGCAAAUAUUUGGACGCACACCUGAACAAAUUAAGCAAAUAAGGCGUGAGGACGUAGACUUGCCGAUUACGUUGCAAGACUUCCAAGAUGCUAUGCAGCGUACUAAGAAAUCUGUGUCAGCUGACGAUGUUAGCCGUUUCGAAAAAUGGAUGGAAGAGUAUGGCUCAUGUUAAACACUAGAUUUCAUACUUUUUUGCUCAAAAUUUUAGUUUUAUUAACAUAUGUGUAACUGGUUCCGUAUUAAACCACACUCGGUUUAAUUGCAAAGGUAAACUUCAUAAACACACUUAAAAAGUAUUGGAAAUUUUUCCCACCCAAUUUUAAGAAUAUCUGUUCGACACAAAAGAAAAUAUCUUAUUUGAAAUUAAUUUCAAAAUUGGUUUGUUUACGUAGUUGAGUAAAAAUAUUGUCGGAAAUUUAUAGAAAAUCACAUUAAAAUAAUAAUAUAUAAAAUAAAAGAACACUUUUAUAAAAACCAUAGACCGGGAGCUACUUUGGCACAGAUAGUCGAGUGUUAAGUUUCUGCUUAGUGGCGUUUCUUUACUGACUACUUGCUACUUGCUUUGCAACUUACAUUGGAAAUCAUGGAUGAUCACAUGUGAUGCAUAGUGGCCGUUGGCCACUGGACGAAAAAACAUUCGUGAAUUUUAAUGAACUUAACGACAUUUCAUUCUGUGCAAAUUUUUUUUUUUUUCAUUACAAUGCAUUGAAAUUGAUCUUAAGACAGAUUCAGCUGCCGCUUGGGUCAUGUUUUGUUUUUCCGUUGCUAUGUGCAUAAAUUGAUUUGUUUGUUGAGGAAACUUGUAAGAGCUUAUUUCAUUAAACACAUGGUUAUCAUUGUUGUUGGGUGUUAAUGCGUAUGAUACGUUAGAAAGUACAUUUAGGCUUGACUGAUCGUUUAACCAUUGAUGAGGAUCUGGAUAGUGUUCAUCAGCUUGUGCUUACUUAAGAAUUUGAUAUAUUUCCCAUCCUUAGGAAGAGUUUCUCCAUAAAUCUGGUCCUUGUGAGUUUUCUAACUCCAAUUGGUUUGUCGAAUUUCAGAAAUUUUUGAGACAUGACUGGAUUCGUUGCGAACGGAAGAAUGAGUGUGAUGCUGCGUUUGCGCGCUAGUUGCACAUUGCUGAUGGAAAGGUAGAUAAUAAUUGUAGCAUAUCGCGAUAUUACUUUUUGUAGCUGAUAAACGAUUGCUCUUCUGAACUACCGGUGCUUGAGAUAACUGUGUUUUGAGGAUUCGGUGAUUGAUUUUGCAAAGUAGAGGAACCCAUUUAAUGAGGGCUGACAAUGUGACAGCCGACGCAACAACGAUUGUUUUAUUUUCCCGGUUGUUACAAUUUAUAAAACACACAUGGAAACCACAAUUGCUCAACUGAAAUCUUGUCUCCACAGAAACAAAACAAAGAAUUUUAAUUAAUGUGGGUUGAAGUUGUUUCGACCUUAUGUUCCCAUGUACAAGCCGUAAAUGUAAGCGAGUUGAUCAGAAUUACACUCGACCUUUUCAUACUGCUACGUCAAUAUUGGGAAAAAUGCAUUUUAAAAAAUUCAUUAUAUGUUUAUUUCAUAUACAUUUUAUACAGUUUUUAUAAAAUGGAAAAAACGAUCAUAUCUUUAUAAAAUGGAGGAAGUGUAUAAUGAACAAAUUUAUCAGUUAUUAAUAAAAAAAAGUGUACCAGUAAAGUUGCGUUGGUUUUUGAGGAUAAAUUAAGUCAAAAUACGAAGGAAAUUAACUGUAUAAAAGUAAAAAAAUUAAAUGGAAAGUAAACUGAACAAAAACUAACCAAUUUAAAAUUUUUCUGUUCACCAUCACAUAGAAACAUUGUAGAGAUCGUCCUACCUGGCCCAGCACCCGACAACAGCGAAAUUUGAUUCUUAAACAUUCACAACGUUUUGAGGUGUCUUCCUAUGACUAUGAAUAGUUUCUUUGUUUAGUUCAUUAAGAAGAAUUAUUAAGCUUUGUUUAAGUAUCGAUAUCGUUGUCAUUAAUUAAUAAACAAACUAAAUAUGCACUGAACAACAGAGAACUACAAAAAUUUCCUUCAAAUAUAAGUUAUAAAGCAAACGAAAUGUUGAUUAUAAGCAAACCAAACGGCAUUAACAAAGAUAUAAUGGCAAUUCUACACUAGCCAGCAAUAGUCAUGUUUGCAGGUCAGCGGACCAUAAAUAUGCAAAAAUAAAUGAACCGCAACAAAUUAUCUUUGAAGGAAACU
This is a messenger RNA of Glossina fuscipes, 4015 nucleotides long. RefSeq names its product katanin p60 ATPase-containing subunit A1 (gene kat-60L1). Gene Ontology annotation, molecular function: ATP hydrolysis activity; microtubule binding; microtubule severing ATPase activity. NCBI's taxonomy places the organism in Eukaryota, Metazoa, Arthropoda, Insecta, Diptera, Glossinidae. The record is from RefSeq and is a predicted model, not a curated record. Gene Ontology annotation, biological process: microtubule severing. The coding region runs from base 197 to 1984 and encodes 595 amino acids. The transcript is spliced from 4 exons. Gene Ontology annotation, cellular component: microtubule cytoskeleton.